CGCCAACAUGGCAAAUAUGUCGGCGCUCGUGUCGUUUCCCGCCAAGCCCCCGCGGCAACCUCGACUCGACACGGCGCAACCAAGUUUUUGUAUGGCAGCAUAAGAGGGUUUUCCUCGCGGUUUCUCGUUUAAGGGUACUCUCGACUGGAAUUCGACGUGGGAAAAUGGGGCAGUCGGACGAUAUUGAAGACUCGACGUACAGUCGGCACCAGGAUCUCUGCCAGAAGCUGAAUAUGGACGCGACCGCCGCGUCCGAGGCCUGGAAAUCCUACGAGACCAUUCGGCAGAAUUAUACGCUCGAGGGUGACCAGUUACACUGGAUAGGAUGUGCGCUGUACGUAGCAUGUAGGAGAUCCUCGAUACCCACAGUUGGACAGACGGGUGCUAAUGUGGAGGGAAACUGCGUUUCGCUUACGCGUCUUCUGCAACUGUGCAAUCUCCCAUUGAUACAAUUCUUCACAAAGAGCAAAUCAUGGGCAGACAUGGCCAAUAUGCCACAGGACUUUCGUGCAAAGAUCGAGAAACUAGAGGGAAAUUUCUCAGUGUCAAUGCUUAUAUUUAAAAAGUAUCAGCCAAUAUUCACCGAUAUAUUCAAGGAUCCAAAGGAGGACACCUCCAGACCACCUCGGUCCAGAAGGCACAAAGCGAUACCUUGCACACCCGCCAGAGUCUUUGAAUUUUGUUGGACGUUGUUUAUAUGCAUAAAAGGUGCAAUUCCCGACAUCUCGGACGACCUUGUCAACUCUUAUCAUCUCUUGUUAGUCUGCUGUGAUCUCAUAUAUAGCAAUGCUCUGCUGGCCAAUAGAAAAGAUUUGCUGAAUCCACAUUUUCCUGGCUUACCAGAAAAUUUCUGUGAUGAGAGUUAUACUCCACCACAGACGGCGGAGUGCAUCGUGAGUUUGCUGUGCGAACGCCAUGAUGCGAUACCUGUGGAAGCUAAAGUCAUAAAGGAGUAUUGCAUGAAGAAUUAUAUCAAUAAGCUGUUCAAUGAGAAAGUCCUACGCGGUGAUCAAUCGAAUUUCUCUGGCAUAUUGGAAGCGUUGAACUUUGACGGUAACAGUAAGGCUAUCAACAAGGCUUACGAGCAACGUCUGUUAAGUGUCGGCGACUUUGACGAGAGAAUAUUUUUGGCAGAUUGGAGGGGAGUAAAUUUGAAAAAGAUGUCGAGUGUGCACGUAUCUGAUGAAAGCGGUACUGAGUCUGUUGAUCAUUUACCAGGCCAUGACGCUACUGACAAUAUCGGUUCGCCUACGCAAAUGAUGAACAUAGACGAGUUUCACGAACGAUUGCAGAUGAGAAGGGAACAGCCUGCCGGGAUACAGGUUUCGUACCUGGCACCUCCCACACCGCUGACUGGUCGUAAAUAUCUACGAUCAAAGGACGUAUCCAAUAUAACGUAUAAUAUGAACACGGCAACUCAGAGCGUUAUUAAACUGCAAGCUUUGCUAGCCGGGCAAAACGCACCGAGCGAAGGUCUACUGCAGAUGCUGAACAGUUGCUCUCAGGACGUCAAGUCUUUAAUCGAGGCGAAAGUUAAGCAGAUCGGCGACCAAUUUUGCGCAAAUUAUAACGGCAUAGCGGUUGUCGGUGCGAACGAUGGCCCGAUGUCCGAUUUCGGAAGGAAGCGGUUCAUCAUGGGACAAACGUUGUUCUACAAGCUUCUGGAAAUGAUUCUAAAUGACGAGAAGCGUAAAAAACCGAAUUAUGAUAUAACUAAUCUCCUAUCGAAUGAGCUAUUCAUUCAGUGCUUGCUCGCCUGCUGUCUCGAGAUCGUCGUGUUUUCGUACAAGAGCAACGAUAAAAUGUUUCCUUGGAUAUUGAAGGCUCUAAAUCUGGACGCGUACUAUUUCUAUAAAGUUAUAGAAAUUAUAGUGAGAACCGAGGACCAGCUAUCGCGCGAGAUGGUUAAGCACUUGAAUCAGAUCGAGGAGAAGAUCCUGGAAUCCCUGGCUUGGCAGAGCGACAGUCCACUGUGGCAGACAAUAGAAUCGCUUCCGGACGGUGUGCCAAGCUGCGAGGAAGUGUCCUUACCUGGUACUCUGGAAACUGUCGAUCCGAAUACGCCUGGCCAACCUGUACUCAGACGAAUAACGGUAGAGCGGGGUAGUCCUCACGACGUACCACAGAGUCCAAUUUCAUCUGCUUCAGAAAGGUUUCAAUCUCCCAUCCAGGCAACACCAGGUGUAUCGAAGAAGCGAUUAUUCUCCGAUACCAGAGUCACUGGUCAAAGUGUGCUGCGAGUUGGACAGAGCGUCUUAUCUUCCAAUAGGGGGAUGCUGAUAGACAAUGGCCAAAGGAUUCUGUUGGUACCUGAUCAGAUCGGAGCCUCAAGAGCGUCGGGUGCACAAGCCUCGAGUAAUACCAUCGCACAAGCGGCGAACGCGAACUCGGGCAAACCGAGGCGGACUGGUUCAGUCGCGCUGUUCUUCCGAAAGUUUUACAAUCUCGCAUGCGUGCGUAUGCAGGAUUUGUGUAGAUCUCUGGAGAUACCAGACGCCGAUAAGAAGAAAAUUUGGACGAUCUUUGAAUACUCGAUCAAGGAUCGUACGGAACUGAUGAAGGAUCGGCAUCUCGACCAGAUCUUAAUGUGUGCAAUUUAUGUAAUAUGUAAAUUGAUGAAGAUGGAGAAGAAUUCAUUCACGGAGAUUAUGCGCUGUUAUCGUCUGCAGCCCCAAGCAGAGUCGCAUAUAUACAGAGCGGUGUUUAUCAAGAAGGUAGCCAGCGACGUAGACGCGAAGACGGGCGACAACGAGAAAUCGGCGGACAAUAGUGCGCUAACGGAGAAGAGCACGGCCCCGCCGACUCCGACGAACAUGGCUGGGACAUCACAGAAUUUUAACGGCGAAGAGCGUGGCGAUCUGAUCAAGUUCUACAACACGGUGUACGUGCCACAGGUCAAAGAGUUCGCGAACAAAUUCGGAUCUGCUCGCGGCAGCGCCAUGAAUCUCUCGCUGAGUCCAUUACCGAAAGGAAAACCGCCUGCCAGUUCUCCGGUGAGGCGCGUUACCGGUAGUAUCAUGACUCGCACUCUAGACCCGAAGGCCAUCAGCGCGUCGCCGGCGCCACAAUUAAGUUAUUGCUUCAGUCGUAGUCCUGCUAAGGAUUUGGAAGCCAUCAACAAGAUGAUGAUAUCAGUGGACGCGAGGAAAACCGUAGGAAAGCGAUUGCUCUCCGACGACAUGGACGUGGAGAUAGCAGAAAACACGUCUCCCAAAAAGACUGCGACGUUUGUCGCACGAAAAUUAGAGAAUAUUAUCGGGGAACGACGAACGCAGAAUCAGUAAAUAAGUUGCGAUAUAACGUGUCACCAGUCCACGAGGCGUACGACGGCAAGGAGCGUCUCCAAUCUGCUUCUGUAUUCAGAUUGGUCUGGAAAGGAGCUUACGCUGGAUAGACAGAAUAGGACGGUCUCUUGGCUGUGUAGCAUGAAGCGUGAAAAGUCAAACGUAUGUUUCUCAGGUAUAGUCAUUCUAGGGAAUUGGGAGGGCUUGGCACGAUAUUGUUCACAUUAUCAUACGUUUAUACGAUAAUGCUGUAAUGUUGUUUGUAAUUUUAUUUAGUGUGUAAAGUGUUUCUCUCUAUCUCAGAAUUCACUUUCCAGUAUUGUUCGUUGACUUUUAUUUUACUAUCAGAAUAGACUAUUUCUUUUUUUAAUUUAUAAUUUAGAGUCAAACAUUGUCUUUCAAGCUGUGUAAAACGCAAAUUCGGAAUAUAACUAUGAAAUAAUUCAUAUAAUAAUUAUGAAAUAAUCGAGGCAUGCGUGUUACACUUUCCGUGCAUUAUAUUAUUGUUAACAUUUUGAAAUUAAUUAAUAGAGUACAAACAUCGUGAUUUUUUAAUGUUUCUGCUGUUACUUCUCGAUCAUGUUGUAUAAAAUUAUCUUAACAAAAGUCGCUUGUAUAUCAAUAUGUGUUAUACCUAAUUGGUGCUUCUACACAAGUAGAACCAUAAAAUGACUUUCUAUCUAUGGAAUCGCCGGAUAUAGAAUCAUCAAAUAUAGAGUUACUUAGGCUAACGUAUACGUAACACAUAGAUGGUAUUUGAACAGAAAAUUAUUAACCACAGAAAGAACAUUAUUAUAAAUAGGAAAUUUGCGGAAAGGGCAUGGUAUAUAGUAUUAUCGUGACAAUAAAGUCGUAAUUUGCACUGCGAUAUGUGAGAUGGUCUAUUAUUAUCGUAAAAUACUUUAAAAGAUCGAUUUUUGGAAAAAAUUCUCCAAAACUCUAUUUUUUCCACUUUCGUCGAGUUUAGUUAAGCACUUCACGUCGUAACGUUAUCUACCAAUGCGUUUGUUCACUCUCUAACAUUAACUAUACAUGUAUCGUGAUUAUUAGAAAUUACAUUUCAUUUAAUUUUAGCUGUGUACAUCAUCUACCAUUAUUGAAUAGUGGUAGACCAUCUUGUGUAUACACAUAUUUUUUGUAAAAUAUUUGAAUUUGUAAAAUAAGUUAAAUAAAACAUGAUAUUAAUUAUAAAUAACA
Ooceraea biroi (clonal raider ant) is the source of this 4481-nucleotide messenger RNA. RefSeq names its product retinoblastoma-like protein 1. Gene Ontology annotation, biological process: cell differentiation; negative regulation of G1/S transition of mitotic cell cycle; regulation of transcription by RNA polymerase II. Gene Ontology annotation, molecular function: RNA polymerase II transcription regulatory region sequence-specific DNA binding. The record is from RefSeq and is a predicted model, not a curated record. Gene Ontology annotation, cellular component: transcription regulator complex; chromatin; nucleus. NCBI's taxonomy places the organism in Eukaryota, Metazoa, Arthropoda, Insecta, Hymenoptera, Formicidae.